AUGCAGAUGGAAUUAGUUAAGAAAGCUCUAGAUUUUAGUGUAGGAAGAGAGGCAGAAAAGUUAGUAGGUAGAGAGCUUUUAGAAAACUACCACAGGAGCAAGAGAAUUGUAACAGAGACUACAGGUAGUGUUUCAGGAGUAAGCCUUACAUCAGAACUAAAUGAAGAAUUGAAUGACUUAAUUCAGCGCUUUCACAACCAACUUCAUGAUUCUCAGACACAACCUGUGCCAGACAACAGAAGGCAAGCAGAAAGUCUUUCACUUACCAGAGAGAUUUCACAAAGCAGAAACUCUUCAAUGUCCGAAUACCUGUCAGAUGAGAAGGCUCAGCUUUUUAACAAGAUGCGAAUGUUGCAGGGUAAAAAGCAAAAAAUGGACAAACUGUUAGGAGAACUUCAUACACUUCAUGACCAACAUCUAAAUAACUCCUCCUUUUUUCCUGCUUCAGGUUCUCCUCAAAGGAGUAUUGAUCAAAGAAGUACAACUUCAGCUGCUUCCGGUCCUGUAGGCAUAGUAACUGUUGUUAAUGGCGAAUCAAAUAGCCUGGCGUCUGCUCCCUAUCCUCCUGAUUCCAUGGCUUCUCAGAAUGAAAGUGAAGAGGAUGACAAUCUAAACCCAACAGAAAAGCUUCAGAAGCUAAAUGAAGUUCGUAAGAGGCUGAAUGAGUUGCGUGAGUUAGUUCACUACUAUGAGCAAACAUCUGAUAUGAUGACAGAUGCUGUGAAUGAAAACACAAAGGAAGAGGAAGAAACAGAAGAAUCGGAAAGUGAUUCUGAACAUGAGGAUCCACAGCCUGUUAGAAAUAUUAGAAACCCUCAAGGAGUCAGUAGUUGGAGUGAAAUAAAUAGCAACUCAAAUGUACAGUGUGGAACUAAUAACAGAGAUGGAAGACAUCUUAAUACAGAUUGUGAAAUAAAUAACAGAUCUGCUGCUAAUAUAAGGAGUCUAAAAACAUCUUCUACACUAGACUGUCAUAAUAGGGAGGAUGACAAAGAUAUCGACCUACCCCAAGGUGAAGAUGAUGAAGUGGAAGAAGAUAGAGUUAGUGAAGAUUCCAUAUCUAGUCACAGAAGCAGCCUGGGUGAUGCUGCUGGAGAUGCUGAGUUUGAGCAGAAGAUCAAUAGGCUUAUAGCUGCAAAACAGAAACUUAGACAGUUACAAAACCUUGCUGCUAUGGUGCAGGAUGAUGAUCCAGAACCUCAAGCAACAAUUGCAAAUGCAUCUAAUAUUGGUGACUUGUUUUUGGGCGAGAUGGAAGAGACAAAGCAACAACCAAACAAUGUACGAGCUAGUACCAACAAAUUACAAAAAGAUGUAGGACUGAAUGAAAAAGCAAGAGAGAAGUUUUAUGAAGCUAAACUUCAGCAGCAGCAGCGGGAGCUUAAGCAGUUACAAGAAGAAAGAAGAAAAUUGAUUGAAAUUCAAGAAAAAAUCCAAGUGUUACAGAAGGCUUGUCCUGAUGUUCAAUUGUCAGCUGGCCUGGGUAACUGCCCAGCAAACAGGCAGACUUCACCAGCAACCUCAACUCCGGCCAUGAAUGAGUGUAACACAGCUGGCAAGCCUGUACUUGAAUUUGAUGAAUCUGUACCAGUGGGCAAUGAGUUAUGGUCUGAGAUGAGAAGACAUGAGAUUUUAAGGGAAGAAUUGCGAAAGAGAAGGAAGCAACUUGAAGCUUUAAUGGCUGAACAUCAGAGGAGGAGAGAGCUCGCAGAAACGAUAUCUACUGUUGCUGCAUCUGUUAAAAGUGAAGGGUCAGAAGCUCAGCGUACUCCACAGCAGAGCAGGACUGAAAAGACAAUGGCUACCUGGGGAGGUUCUACUCAGUGUGCACUAGAUGAAGAGGAUGGAGAUGAAGAUGGUUAUCUCUCUGAUGGAAUUGGUCAGGCAGAAGAGGAGGAAGAAGAUGCAUCAAGUUUGAAUGACAGUUUCUCUGUUUAUCCCACUAACAACAUACCAGAAAAUGCAUAUUUUCUUAAGGAAAACAAGGAUAGGUGGAAAAAUUGCCGUCCUCUUUCAGCAGAUGGGAAUUAUCGUCCAUUGUCUAAGGCCAGGCAACAGCAAAACAUAAGUAUGCGACGUCAGGAAAACCUUCGGUGGAUGUCUGAACUUUCAUAUGUGGAAGAAAAGGAACAAUGGCAAGAGCAGAUUAAUCAGUUGAAGAAACAGCAUGAAUUUAGUGUCAGCAUUUGUCAGACUUUGAUGCAAGAUCAGCAGACCCUCUCUUGUCUUCUACAGACAUUGCUUACAGGCCCUUACAAUAUGAUGCCCAAUAAUGUUGCGUCUUCACAAGUCCAUCUUAUUAUGCAUCAGUUAAACCAGUGUUACACUCAACUGACUUGGCAGCAGAAUAACGUCCAGAGGCUGAAACAAAUGUUAAAUGAUCUUAUGCGCCAGCAAGAACAACAGUGUCAAGAAAAGCCAUCAAGAAAGGAGAGAGGCAGUAGUGCACCACCACCUCCAUCUCCUGUUUUCUAUCCAUUCAGCUUUCCUCCGCAACCUGUGAACCUGUUUAAUGUACCAGGGUUUCCUAAUUUGUCUUCCUUUGCUCCAGGUUUUAACCAUAAUCCAGUGUUCCCUUCUGGUCUUGGAGAUUUUGCACACAAUAUUUCCCCACACAGCAGUGAGCAGCAGCAGCAACAUCCUCCUCUAGAUCAGAACGCUUCUGGGAAAACUGAGUAUAUGGCAUUCCCCAAACCUUUUGAAAGCAGUUCCUCUAAUGGAGCAGAAAAACAAAGAAGGAGUCACAGACAACCUGAAGAGGAAAUGGAAAAAAGAUCAACUUGGAUUAAUGAUAGCCAGGAAGUGAAAAAAGAUGAUCAAUCUCAGCUGAAAGCAGGUGUUGCAGUUUCAGUACAAAACAUUGCUUCAGGUCAUAAAAAUCAGUCCGAUAUGAGCAGGAGGAGAGAGUUUGAUGAAGAGUCUUGGGAGAGUUUUAGUAGCAUGCCUGAUCCAAUAGACCCAACUACUGUGACAAAGACAUUUAAAUCUAGAAAAGCAUCAGCACAAGCAAGCUUGGCAUCAAAAGAUAAAACACCCAAAUCGAAGAAUAAGAGGAAGAGCUCUUCUCAGCUGAAAGGCAGAAUUAAAAAUACUGGUUAUGAAAGUGCAAGCGCUUCUAGUGCAUGUGAACCCUGCAAGAGCAAUAAAACUAGACACUCGGAAGAGGUUGUUCAUGCAAAGGUGUUCAGCAAAAGGAACCAGGAACAAUUGGAAAAAAUUAUUAAAUACAGUAGAUCUACAGAAAUGUCUUCAGCGCAUGCUAGGAGAAUUCUGCAGCAGUCUAACAGAAAUGCAUGCAUUGAAGCGCCAGAAACUGGUAGUGAUCUUUCUAUGUUUGAAGCUUUGAGAGACACAAUUUAUUCUGAAGUGGCAACACUAAUUUCUCAAAACGAGUCUCGUCCCCACUUUCUCAUUGAACUUUUCCAUGAGCUUCAGCUGCUAAAUACAGAUUACCUGAGGCAAAGGGCUCUAUAUGCUUUGCAGGAUAUAGUGACCAGACAUUUAUCUGAGAACAAUGAAAAAGGGAAGCGCACAAAAUCACUGAAUUCUGCGACAUGGAUGGCAUCAAAUUCUGAACUCACUCCCAGUGAAAGCCUUGCUUCUACAGAUGAUGAAACUUUUGGCAAGAACUUUUCUACAGAGGCAUGUCAAGAUUGUGAACAAAAUGAUGCAGACAAUGGGAGUACUAUGUCUACAUCUUCAAAUUUUGAACCCUUUGCCACUGAUGACCUUGGCAACACAGUGAUUCACUUAGAUCAAGCUUUGGCUAGGAUGAGGGAAUAUGAGCGUAUGAAAAUUGAAGCUGAAAGUACCCUUGACUCUGAGGGCUGCUCUAGUAAUUUUCAGGGUGCUUCUGCUGCUAAAUUAGAAGGUCCAAGUACCAGUGAACAUCUUCCUGUGCCACAGUCAAGUGAAGUUUCUGCUGUUCCGUGUCCUCGUAUAGAUACUCAGCAGCUUGACCGGCAGAUUAAAGCAAUUAUGAAAGAGGUCAUUCCUUUUCUAAAGGAACAUAUGGAUGAAGUAUGCUCUUCUCAAUUACUGACAUCAGUAAGACGUAUGGUCUUGACUCUUACACAACAAAACGAUGAAAGUAAAGAAUUUGUGAAGUUCUUUCAUAAGCAGCUUGGCAGUAUACUUCAGGUUAGUAGAUUUUCA
Molecule: messenger RNA, 4155 nt
Organism: Antrostomus carolinensis (chuck-will's-widow)
Lineage: Eukaryota; Metazoa; Chordata; Aves; Caprimulgiformes; Caprimulgidae
Product: pericentriolar material 1 protein
Exons: 25
Biological process (GO): protein localization to centrosome; microtubule anchoring at centrosome; non-motile cilium assembly
Cellular component (GO): ciliary basal body; centriolar satellite; centrosome
Source: RefSeq, a predicted model, not a curated record